Messenger RNA from Cuscuta europaea, 1260 nucleotides. The record is from the annotation of a GenBank genome assembly. Lineage: Eukaryota; Viridiplantae; Streptophyta; Magnoliopsida; Solanales; Convolvulaceae.
CCGUAUUAUAUAUCCCCAAAGAAAGACAAGGAAACGUAGCGACAGGAUGACCACCACCACAUUGCCGAUGGCGUCUAUGCUUCCGUCCUCUUCGCCCUCAACCUUUUCCCUCAGGCGACGUUGUUGUAGUGUACUGUGCUCAUUCAACAGUAGCCGAAGCAGUGCCAAGAUUUCCUUACCUCCGGUUAACCCUGGAGACCCCUUCCUGACGAAGCUAGCUUCAGUCGCUGCUAGAAAUCCUGAAGCUCUCUAUAGCCGGACUGUCAAUUCUGAUGAGCCGCCGUAUUUGGAUAUCUUCGACUCCCCUACGCUCAUGGCUGCUCCUGAGCAGGUGGAGCGGUCAGAUUCAUACAAUGAUUAUGAGCGAGAUGAACCUCCCCCAGAUUUGCCGUCAUUGUUGCUCCAGGGUAGAAUAGUUUAUAUUGGGAUGCCGUUGGUACCUGCUGUCACAGAGCUUGUGCUUUCAGAGUUGAUGUACCUGCAAUAUAUGGACCCCAAGAAGCCUAUUUAUCUUUACAUCAACUCUACUGGGACUACCCGUGAUGAUGGAGAGACAGUUGCUAUGGAAACUGAAGGUUUUGCAAUUUAUGAUGCUAUGAUGCAAUUGAGAAACGAGAUCCACACCGUUGCAGUUGGGGCUGCCAUAGGUCAGGCAUGUCUCUUGCUGGCUGCAGGAACUAAAGGGAAAAGGUUUAUGCUGCCGCAUUCAAAAGCUCUGAUUCAACAGCCUCGGGUACCAUCAUCUGGGUUGCUACAGGCCAGUGACGUUUUCAUUCGGGCUAAAGAGGCUAUAAUACAAAGAGAUAUCCUUGUGGAACUUUUGGCCCAUCACACUGGAAAUCCUGUAGAGACUGUUGCUAAUGUGAUGAAAAGACCAUUCUACAUGGAUCCUCUAAAAGCAAUAGAAUUUGGCGUCAUUGACAAGAUACUUUGGCGUGGUCAGGAGGACAUUAUAUCUUCACCAGAAGACUGGGAGAAAAAUUCUAGGAAUUAGAUCCGAUGAUGCCUUUUAAGUUGUUAUUUCAAGAAAAGAAAUAGUUGAAUGGUAAUUGCCAUUUUUUAUUUGUCGCUACUGCUAUUGGCCAUGCUUCCUUGCACGCCAGUGUGGAUCCUAUGGAUUUUGUUUGGUCAUACAUAUUACAUAGCAUGUUUGUUGUAUCUUAGGCACUGUUUGGAUAAUGUGGAAUGUAGUCUAGGAAUGCUUUUGAUGUUUGAUUUCAGCAUCCUCUGCUUUAAUUUUAAGAAAAUCUUAACCCUCAA